AUGAUCAUCCGGCCAAACCCCCAGUUGGCACAGCUACUCCGGUCCAGCACCCCGGCAACGUCGAUAUCCUACCAAUGCGCGCGCCAACUGCAUAACCGCAUCCCCCAGCGGCCCGUCCCGCAGCCCACGCCUUUCGUUCCGGACGUCAACACCUUCCUCACCGUCAUCGGCCGCAAACUCUCUCAACACUCCGCCAAGAUACCUACGUGGGAGGCACUGUUUAGCCUGAGCUCCGAGCAGCUGCGCGAGCUAGGCGUCGAGCCUGCACGGUCGCGCCGCUACCUGUUGCACUGGCGCGAGAAGUUCCGCAACGGCGAGUACGGUGUAGCCGGCGACGCCAAGCACGUCAAGGACGGCGUUGCAGAGGUCCGCAUUACCGAGGUCCCGUCCAGCAGUACCUCGAAAAAGCCGCAGCUUGCCACUGCUACUUCUUCGCCGGGAAUGAAGAAGAUUGUCGUCAACGUGCCGCAAGGCGUCGAGGUCUCGGAGCAGGUGCUGAAAUCCGCGAAGCCACUGCGCGGCCUGACGGUCAAAGGGGCAAACACUAUUGUCGGCCCACGCGUUGAGGCAGUCUCGGCCAAAGUUGCGAGGGUAGCCGUGCAAGAGGGGCUGUGGGAGGAGAGGAGAGGACACAAGGUUGAUGGUGGCGAGAGGAGGAAGGCUGAAGUUAGAGCGAAGAGACGAGCAGCUGAGAACAAGAACUAG
Molecule: messenger RNA, 705 nt
Organism: Diplodia corticola
Lineage: Eukaryota; Fungi; Ascomycota; Dothideomycetes; Botryosphaeriales; Botryosphaeriaceae
Product: igr protein domain-containing protein
Exons: 1
Coding region: 1-705 (234 amino acids)
Cellular component (GO): mitochondrion
Source: RefSeq, a predicted model, not a curated record